Armigeres subalbatus is the source of this 2298-nucleotide messenger RNA. Its product is annotated as major facilitator superfamily domain-containing protein 8-like. Gene Ontology annotation, cellular component: lysosomal membrane. The record is from RefSeq and is a predicted model, not a curated record. The transcript has 3 exons. Bases 663 to 2183 code for a protein of 506 amino acids. Lineage: Eukaryota; Metazoa; Arthropoda; Insecta; Diptera; Culicidae. Gene Ontology annotation, molecular function: transmembrane transporter activity. Gene Ontology annotation, biological process: transmembrane transport.
UGUAUGAGUCAACUUUACGUGCAAUAGAAAUAAUUCAUGUCGUUUCUUAAAAUUUGAAUAUCUUUUUUCAGUGAAUUGUCAACUAUUUGCAACAAGUUCCAUUAAAAAGAUACAUUUGUACGUCUCCUUACCUGUGGAUACCGAUUUCACCAAUAUCCAAAGUUCAUACAUCACAUAGUUGCUCGCCGCCACCCCAAAUCAAACCCGUCGCAUGGAAAGAGGUUGACGUCCCAUCGGUUUUGAUUAUUUAGCACCUUGGAAGUGAGCUUUGUCACGCUCUACUAUAAGCUUCGAAAAAUCGUUCUAGCGGGCGGGUCUUACGAUCACCGUUGUAUGUGUUGGUAUAUGCCGAUGAUGAUAAUACCUGGAGAUACUAAUUGAUACCAUUUUUUUUUGCAAAUCACCUCCUCGUGGUUCGGAAUCGACGUAACAGGUUGAAAUGUUUGAUUAAGUUGCGCAAGUGGGGAUCCAUCGUUCGAGUCGAUUAGUGUGGUCUUAUCGGUUUGAUGGAAGGACGGUGCCGAUUGGCUGAUAGUGGUUGCUCGAUGAGUUCUGCUCUAGAACAUGCGAGCUUUGUACUUUGUAAGUCAUUCGAAGUAAGCUUUCGGCAGAUUGCGGUUCGAGUGGCAUGGAAUUCAGAUUAAACGAUCAAGUGCGCUGUAAUGGGAGUUUUCGGGAAAUUGUUUACUUUGACCCAAUCGGAAAGUGAUCGUUUGUUGGGAUUAGAAUCAGCCAGUGAGUACCGGGAGCGAUGGAUAUCGAUUCGAGUGAUCUACUUUAUGGGAUUUACGAUCUACCUGGCCUUUGCGAUUGUCGCUACUUCGAUGUGGCCUUAUCUACGAAGCUUGGAUCCGGCAGCUGAGAAAGUGUUCCUGACAUAUGUGUUUGCCAUACCUUCGCUGCUGCAACUGGCGUUCAGUCCUGUUUUCGGAUGGUGGAACAACAGAAUUAAGUCGAUUCGGAUGCCGAUGGUGUUCUUUCUUAUAACGUUCAUCGUAGGACAUGUGCUGUACGCCGUGAUAGGAGAGAUCAAAGUUCAUGAAAAGUACCUGAUGGUCGUAUCCCGAGGACUUAUCGGAAUGUCAACUGUAUCGUGUACGAUCUAUCGGGCCUACAUGUCAUCUGCCACAACAGUUCCUGAGAGAACCAAGGCUAUGUCAUUCCUAUCGUUAGCCCAAACAAGUGGUAUGCUGGUGGGCUCAGCUUUGCAACCAAUAUUCUCCUUACUGGGCGAAGAUGGUUUCUUGUUUAUGGGAUCGAUCAAAGUAAAUAUGUACACUGCAGUGGCAUGGUUCUGCACAGCGCUUGGAUGCAUAAAUCUUGUUCUGAUGAUGCCUUCCGUGUUCAAUGACCAUCAAAUAGCACUGAAAGAGGCUCUGAAGGGGCAUGGCCCAAAAACUUCCAAAGCUGUCUGGCAGUCAACCAAAUUGGACUUUCUACCUAUAAAUCUCAUGUUGGCGGCAUUCGCCUUGCUGAUGUUUGUUUACACAACGAUUCAGACCCUCCUCUCCCCAAUAGCCUUGGAUCAAUUUGGCUGGACCAACGAAGAAUCUCUCUUCUACUUGGGAAUCCUGAUGACAGUUGGUGCUCUCAUUUCCUGUGUUCUCUUCCUGCUGUUGGAUCCAUUAUGCAAGCGUUUCGGCGAAUCGAACGUCCUCGUCUACGGAGCCAUGUUUGCCCUCUUCCUCAGCCAACUGAUGCUGAUUCCGUUCGGGUCGGAACCGAUCACAUCAGUCACCGAGGUGGGUAAUUUGACCGAACUCCACAAUUCCACCACCGUCGCAUCCGGUUGCCCCCUGACUCAAGAGUGGUGCCAGCGGAUACCUCCGAUCAGCAAAGUACAGUUCACGAUCUCCUACACGCUGCUUUGCGUAUCGUUCUCAAUCGGCACGACACUGAGUCAGGCUGUGUUCUCGAAACUACUGGGCCCGCGACCACAAGGCACGUGGAUGGCUUUGCUGACGUGCGCGGGUAGUGCGGCUCGCAUUUUAGGACCCGGAUCGGUCACGCUUUAUGUGCUGUUCGGAACGUACUGGACCUUUGGAGCCGGGUCGGUUUUGGCUGGAUUGGUGUUCAUCUGGAUGUGGGUUUACCGAAAUACUUUACAGCCUGCCAAGCCAGUGGUGCCACCGGAGAUGGCCGAGGAACUCAAAGUGCUUAAUUCGAAAAAUAUUGUACAAUAGUAGGGAAUUUCCACGAGAAAAUGUAGCUGUGAUCUGUACUUAUGAAAUAAGUAAUAAAGAUUUUUAUAAUUGUUUCGUUGUGAGUUAGAUUAGUAUAAUUUAACCGGAAGUUUAA